Leptopilina heterotoma is the source of this 1027-nucleotide messenger RNA. RefSeq names its product NKAP family protein CG6066. Gene Ontology annotation, molecular function: chromatin binding. The transcript has 4 exons. Bases 128 to 877 code for a protein of 249 amino acids. Gene Ontology annotation, cellular component: nucleus. Gene Ontology annotation, biological process: regulation of gene expression. Lineage: Eukaryota; Metazoa; Arthropoda; Insecta; Hymenoptera; Figitidae. The record is from RefSeq and is a predicted model, not a curated record.
GAGAGGUUAUGUUCUCUGGUUCGGAGCAAUCAGUUUGUUGACGUUGAUUUGCCUUAAUGUCAAAAUUGUCAAUUUUCUAGGUUUUAUAAACAUUAACCGUGAGGUUUGAAAAUUAAAUUUUUAAAAAAUGGACGACACUAGGAGAUUAAAACUCAGGGAGGAAAUUGGUUUACGUGGAGUUGACGGUGUUUGGGGAAAAUCGCCAACUAGAAUCGAUGAUUCCGAAGAUGAGGAAGAAGUGUUGCAUAAAAAAGUGGACGAAUCAGUCUCCAGCGAUCGGAAGAGAAAGAAAAAGGACAAAAAGAAGAAAAGCAAAAAGCACAAGAAGGAGAAGAAAAUGAAGAAGGAAAAGAAGAGUAAGAAGAAAAAGAAGAAGAAAUAUUCCGAUUUAUCAUCGGAGGACAGUUGUUCGGAUGAUGAAUGGAAUGAAGAAUCGACGUCGACAAAGAAAUCGAAGACAAAAGCUAGAAAUAAUUCGAGUUCCGAUGAGAAUGCAGAGGAGAUUAUUGGUCCAUUGCAAAAACAACAGAUAACAUUGUCAGCGAAAGAAUUUGGCAAAGCUCUAUUACCUGGUGAAGGUGCUGCAAUGGCGGCUUAUGUUGCCGAGGGUAAAAGAAUUCCCAGGAGAGGUGAAAUUGGACUCACUUCUGAUGAAAUUGCUUCAUAUGAAUCAGUUGGUUAUGUGAUGAGUGGCAGCAGACAUCGACGAAUGGAGGCUGUGCGUAUAAGAAAGGAGAACCAAAUUUAUUCGGCCGAUGAGAAGAGAGCCCUUGCAAUGUUCAGUAAGGAGGAGAGACAGAAAAGAGAAAAUUUAAUUCUCGGUCAAUUUCGUGAAAUGGUCAGGCAAAAAUUAGCGCAAGACCAAACGAAAAAAUGAGGCAAAAAAAAUGAAUUUUUUUAAUGUACAUAGCAAUUUUUUUCGAUUUUAAUUUCUUCUCACGUUUUGUACAUAAAGUUUAAAUUGUAUAAUCUAUGACUGAUAGUAAGUUAUAAAUUAGAGAAAAUUUAAUUUAAAAAAAUAAAUUUA